This is a messenger RNA of Ostertagia ostertagi, 465 nucleotides long. The record is from the annotation of a GenBank genome assembly. Lineage: Eukaryota; Metazoa; Nematoda; Chromadorea; Rhabditida; Trichostrongylidae.
AUGGAUCUUGGCGAGGUGACGUUAAUGCCGUUAGUGACUGAAAGACCACGAUCACAUCUCGUUCGUGGGCCAGGACAACUUGCACCAACCACAUCAACUGCUCCACCGGCUCCAUCUCAAGACGAUCCUUCUCUAGAGGAUCUAGAACUCAUAGACGUACUCUGGCGUAACGACAUUGCUGCCGAGAAAGGUGCAAGGCAGCUGCAGCCGGCUGAUCAGUACGAGCUCGAUCUACAACUGCUCACGGAAAAGAGCGUUCAUGCACCGCUGUCCGCCGAAGAGUCAUCUCGCUUUGAGGAUCUGUCCAAGGUUUAUUUUGAAGACUUCUACGCAGUACCAUACGUGCUUCGUCCAGAUCAAAGGCUCAGCCUCAACCAAAUUCGUUCCCGAUCAGCUGUUUGGCGUUCGCGAGACGACCAUUCAACAAGAGAGAGGUGUCCACGCAACAGACUCAGUUUGUUUUGA